CUUGGCUCUUUCCUCCCUUGCCUCGAGUCCCUAUUUCCUGUCCACGACGGCAAAAUGCCUUGAUCUCAAUUAUUAUUUCCUUUCUAGCUGUGACACGAUCCUUUCCUACAAUCUAAUUCUCGCGUUGUCGCGGAGUUAGGUAUACAAGAUGGGUGUAGCCGCGACACUCAUGUCGCGAUUCUGCAGGAUCUUACCAGCCGUCACCGUUGUCACGAUAUGUUUUUACUUCCUGAUAAAACUCUCCCUCUUCUCGAACGCAGUUGUACCCGACCCCGGACGAUGGAAGAAUCACGCCUUAGAAAUUGAAGAAGAAGCCGAUGGUUACACCCCGACAUUCGACACGACUGCCGUUCCAACACCUCGUCAAACCUCAGCAGCGCAUAUCGAAGAUCUUGAGAAUAAGGGCGAAAUUGGAGACUUUGCCGAUGAUGUUGAGGUACUACCCUUUGUUAACAUUGAAGAUGAUGGUGAUUGGGAUGAGGAGGAUCUUCAGGAGAUGAAUGGUGGGAAGUAUGAGAAUGAGACCAGCGAUGAUGGGGGCGACUGGUCUAGGUUCGCUUACAUUCAGUAUGUGACGAAUGAGGAUUAUCUGUGCAACUCGGUCAUGAUCUUUGAGGCGUUGCAUCGGUUGGGAAGCAGAGCGGAUAGACUGUUGAUGUAUCCGAAGGAGAUGCUUGACCCAGAGGCUGAAUACUCAAGCUCGCAUGGAGGAAAGCUUCUGAUCAGGGCAAGAGAUGAGUACAAUGUCACUCUUCAGCCCAUUGAGAUCCAACACCGCGAUGGACAAGACGAAACUUGGGCCGAUUCCUUCACCAAACUCCUCGCCUUCAACCAAACCCAAUACGAACGCGUCCUCUCCCUCGACUCAGACAGCACGGUCCUCCAACACAUGGACGAACUCUUCGAACUUCCUCCCUGCCCCGUCGCAAUGCCCCGCGCAUACUGGCUCUACAACGACAACCCACCCAAGAAGAUCCUCUCCUCCCAACUAAUGCUAAUCCAACCCGACGAAGUCGAAUUCGAGCGAAUCGUCCAAAAGAUGAACAGUAUCGGACCAAACGACUACGACAUGGAGAUCGUUAACAGUUUAUAUCUGGACAGCGCUCUUAUUCUGCCUCACAGGAAGUACGAUAUGCUCACGGCGGAGUUUAGAGGCAAAGAUCAUGCAGCGUAUCUUGGUAGUGAGAGGGAACAGUGGGAUCCUAAUGCUGUGCUGAACGAGGCCAAGUUUGUGCACUUUUCGGACUGGCCUGUUCCGAAACCGUGGAUUAAUGAUCCCGAGGUGAGAUUGCAGAACCAGCCGGAUUGUGCUACGAAUGAGACGACCUGUGCGGAGAGGGAGAUAUGGAAUGGGCUUUAUACGGAUUUUAGGGAUAAUAGAGAGAGAGUCUGUGAGUCGUUUGGAACGCAGAAAUGGAUACAUUGGAAGAGAAUGGAGAAGAGGAUUAUGUGACACUUCAUGUGCUUAGGUAUAUCUUGGGAUGUAUAAUGUUGAAGGUGAUUUAUUAGUAGCAAAAAGGAAUAAAAUGAGUAAUAUGAAUGGUAUUGACAGUCGCUUGGACGGGAACUACUGAGCGUUGGCGAGUCCCAAUAGCCUGGGACUAGGGGUAGUACUACAGAUACAUACUGUGAUAUACAUUCGUCGCCUCAGG
Molecule: messenger RNA, 1652 nt
Organism: Fusarium redolens
Lineage: Eukaryota; Fungi; Ascomycota; Sordariomycetes; Hypocreales; Nectriaceae
Product: nucleotide-diphospho-sugar transferase
Exons: 3
Coding region: 149-1453 (434 amino acids)
Molecular function (GO): glycosyltransferase activity
Source: RefSeq, a predicted model, not a curated record